Molecule: messenger RNA, 1486 nt
Organism: Antechinus flavipes (yellow-footed antechinus)
Lineage: Eukaryota; Metazoa; Chordata; Mammalia; Dasyuromorphia; Dasyuridae
Exons: 5
Coding region: 1-966 (321 amino acids)
Source: RefSeq, a predicted model, not a curated record
AUGGCAUUCUUCAACAGUAGAGAGAAUAAGAUCCAGGAGGCUUCGCUAGCCCGGAACCAAGCUCCAGGCAUCCGGCACCUUCUCCCGCCCAGAGAAAUGGCUGGGGAAUGCAGGGGCCAAAUCAUCGGUCAAAGGCCAAACCCCCAUCAGCUCCGUGACGAGCCUCGGCGAGGCAAGAUCCUCCUCUCAAGCCUCAAGGGCUCGUCCCUCUCUGGGGAGCCGCUGAUUCCCCGCGACGACUCCGAUAGCCUCUGGCAGGGAGGCUACACGCGGCUAACUCCUUCCGCCACCAAACGGGAGGAGGCGGGGCGAGGAGAGAGGAAGGAGGAGCUUCGGCCACAGCGGCCUCUAUGGGCGGUCUGCGGCCGGCGGAAGAACGUCGCGCGGCGUUACCUGUGGGCGUUGUACCUUUACGCCUUCAUCCUAUUCGCUGCGUCUCUCUGGAGGAAGAAGAGCGGGGCGGUGGCGGGAAGCAGAAGGCCGCAGCUGCUUCCUGCCUCGGUGCGAAGCGUAGUCCCCCAGGAGCAUCCCGACUGGCCCCCCAGAAUACUGCAUAUGAACUGGGACAAACUCAGCCAGAGACAGACUCAGAAGGGCUCGGAGACAGAUUCGGAGAAGACAGGGCUGGUGCACAAGCUCCUGGACUCAGGGAGACAGAGACCAUCGUGGUGGUCCUCCUGCCUCCCCCACAGAAAUCAAGGCACAUUCCAGAGGGCCUCCAGAAAGCUGGCUGGGUCCCAGGCAAGGAGACAAGACUUUGAUGGAGAUAAUAAAGAAUUUGGAUUUUAUUACCUGGCUAUUCUCAUGGUGAUUACUCAACUGAAACCGAGGCUGGCCCAGAGACCUCCAGAAAAUCAACCAGAACAUUACAGAGGAGGAAAGGGAAAAAGAAAUAAAAAAUGCACAAUAGAAACAAAACAAAACAAAAAACCUAUAAGGAAGCAAAGAAAAAAUGGACAACUCUAAACACACAAUGUUUAAUACUACUAUAUAGGCUUUCUUGAAAUGGUAAUUUAUUGCUUUAUAUUUUAAAUCUUCUUAUGUUCUUCAAUGUUUUUCUUUUCUUUUCCUACUUUUUAUUUAAGUUUAAAAUAAAUAAAAGGGGGAGCUCUUGGAGAAAAGGGAGUGUUUCAUUCUUGUCAUUUUAAAAAAUAUAUUAAAAUUGUUGUCACAUGUAAUGGAAGGGGAAGUAAAAUAUCAUUAAAAAAACUCAGGUGAGAGGUCCUUUCCGACAAUCAGUUUUAGCUCUUGAUUUGUGAUUCUAAGGUGGAAAAUUUGGGAGGAUUUAAAAAGGGAAAGAAAGAGAAGGGAAAGGAGAUGGGAAAGAAGGUGGAAGAGAAAAAGGAGCAGAUGGAAAUGGAGAAGGAUCAGAAUAUAAGGAUAGAAUGAAAACUAAAGAAGGAAGAUACUAAAAAAGAAAAGGAAAAAAGAAAAGAAAAUUGAUAAGAAAUUAGGAAAACUAGAAAAUAGGGUGUGAAUGAAAAAG